Molecule: messenger RNA, 588 nt
Organism: Phalaenopsis equestris
Lineage: Eukaryota; Viridiplantae; Streptophyta; Magnoliopsida; Asparagales; Orchidaceae
Product: ethylene-responsive transcription factor ERF003-like
Exons: 2
Coding region: 17-433 (138 amino acids)
Biological process (GO): regulation of DNA-templated transcription
Molecular function (GO): DNA binding; DNA-binding transcription factor activity
Source: RefSeq, a predicted model, not a curated record
UGGAGCAACCAGGCAGAUGCCAAAGCAGCUGAGAUACAGAGGAGUGAGGCAGAGGCAUUGGGGCUCCUGGGUGUCAGAAAUCAGACAUCCUUUGCUUAAGACAAGGAUUUGGCUGGGGACUUUCGAGACAGCAGAGGAUGCAGCAAGGGCGUAUGAUGAGGCGGCCAGGCUCAUGUGUGGUUCAAAUGCGAGGACAAACUUCCCGCUAAGCUCAAACUCGGCAUCAGCCUUGUCGCCGAGUCUUGUGGCGAAGCUCGAAAGAUGUUGUGUUGGGUCUGAGGAGGAGAUAAGGAGAACUAAGGCGGAGGAUGUAGGUAUGGAUGAUGAGUUCAUUGAGGAGAUGAUAGAGGAGCUCAGAUACAAUGGGGCUGUGGAGAUAUCUUCGUCUUACUCUUCUUCUUCAUCUUCUUCUUCAUUUUUUCCAAAUCCAUAGUGUGUCCUGCAUUUGGCGGAUUUGGGACGCGAAUGAAGAUUUCUGUUACAUUGUGAGGAUGUCAAAGGCUGAAAGGGUUUUCAAUGCAGACAUGAGUUCCUGAUUGAAAGAAGGUGGCUUUGAUAUUUUGAACAAUUUGUUGUUUCAUUAUAUCG